AUGGCUGGAAUGCGCAGGCGGCAUUCCUUGGCCGUCCCGGCGAUGGGCUUGGGUAUUGGCCGGGGCAGCUUGGUGAGUCCUAUCUGAUAUUCUGCCAAAGACUAGACUAGUGCUUGUCUUUAGGCUAUGGCUACAUAUGAGUUGAUUUGAUUGAACAAACAGCAACAGUCAGCUAUGUUGCCUAUGACUAGUAAUUGGCUAUCUACAUUUGAUUUGAUUCACAUUUCAAUGAUUUGUUAUUGUGCCACCUUUUUAAGAACAGAAGUGUAUCAAGAGGAGUUUUCUUGUUGAUACUGCUGGCAAAUAAAUGAAUGCAGGCUAUACAGCAAGGUCCUGAAGAUUAUGAUGUUGGGGAUGAUGAUCUAACCUGGUGUGGCUCCAUGAUCUGUUCACCUCUUCAGCUGAAGAAGUCACGGUUAGGAUGGGUAGACUAUUCCAGUUUUAAUGGUAUUUCCUGGUUGUUCAUUUUAUUCCAAUGUUAUUAGCUAUGGCAUACAUAGGAGCUCAGUUUCUCAUCUUCUUCUCUAGUCUUUAGUUUCUAACACCAUUCCUGCCAUGAUUGGAUCCUGGCUAGUCCUCCCAGUUGUCUGCCCUUCGGACGAUAUCUAUAAGGCUAGCUACCGUGAAUCUGGUCUCAUCAUCUCACAUGGCAUUGCCUCGCCGAAGACCGAAAUAUAAUGCUUCAUGUUCCUUCACUGCCCCCAUUUGACCAUUUUAUGAAUGAGUUCCUCUAUGUGUCUAGACAGUGAGCGGUGUUGUCUGUGUGUCUGCUGACUGUAAUGGUUACAGGCUGCUGAACCAUAUGACUGGGUGUGUGACUGUGUCCUCAGGCUGUCUGUGGCCUAGCUAGCUUAGAGUCAGCUGGUUGACAUUCAGACAGAGGGAACUAGGCCUAAUGAUAUGUCAUCGACAAUAUGUUGUUUGGUUCUAGUUCUUGUUGUGGAAUAGGCCUUUAUCAGAUAUUUUACCUCUCAGCCUCAUCCUAGCUGUCUAUAUGGCCUAGCUAGUAGACAGGAGUCAGCUGUCUGACAUUCACAGGGAACUAUGCCUAUUGGCUUAAUGGGGAAGCCUGACGACUCACACUCAAUUCUUCACCACAUACAGUACUUGAGUCUGAGACUGCCAACAUUGAAGUUGUUUGUGGUGACGAGGGGCAUUGUGCAAAACAAAUUCAUCAGUGAUUGGAUUGUCUCUAACCAAUCAUAGUAUAAAAGCCAAUUAUACAUUUUCAAACCGCCGCUUUACCCACGUAUUCUGGCCCAACCCAUCGGUUUCUGGACCAAUCAGACGGGCCCAAAUGUGUUCACAUUCGGUGAAGGGUCGGGGAGGUACUCCGAUCCAGACUCCUUGCGGAGAAGAAACGAACGUCCGUGGUUGUGGUGCAGUGUUGGCCGGAGAAAGGAGUCUGGGUAGCCAGGCAACUAAUGGGGCAUCGAGUUGAGGGGAAAUGGAUAUGCCAUCGACAACUACACUGCUCAAAAAAAUAAAGGGAACACUUAAACAACACAGCCUAGAUCUGAAUGAAUGAAAUAAUCUUAUUAAAUACUUAUUUCUUUACAUAGUUGAAUGUGCUGACAACAAAAUCACACAAAAAUUAUCAAUGGAAAUCAAAUUUAUCAACCCAUGGAGGUCUGGAUUUGGAGUCACCCUCAAAAUUAAAGUGGAAAACCACACUACAGGCUGAUCCAACUUUGAUGUAAUGUCCUUAAAACAAGUCAAAAUGAGGCUCAGUAGUGUGUGUGGCCUCCACGUGCCUGUAUGACCUCCCUACAACGCCUGGGCAUGCUCCUGAUGAGGUGGCGGAUGGUCUCCUGAGGGAUCUCCUCCCAGACCUGGACUAAAGCAUCCGCCAACUCCUGGACAGUCUGGUGCAGCGUGGCGUUUGUGGAUGGAGCGAGACAUGAUGUCCCAGAUGUGCUCAAUUGGAUUCAGGUCUGGGGAACGGGCAGGCCAGUCCAUAGCAUCAAUGCCUUCCUCUUGCAGGAACUGCUGACACACUCCAGCCACAUGAGGUCUAGCAUUGUCUUGCAUUAGGAGGAACCCAGGGCCAACCGCACCAGCAUAUGGUCUCACAAGGGGUCUGAGGAUCUCAUCUCGGUACCUAAUGGCAGUCAGGCUACCUCUGGCGAGCACAUGGAGGGCUGUGCGGCCCCCCAAAGAAAUGCCACCCCACACCAUGACUGACCCACCGCCAAACCGGUCAUGCUGGAGGAUGUUGCAGGCAGCAGAACGUUCUCCACGGCGUCUCCAGACUCUGUCACGUCUGUCACAUGUGCUCAGUGUGAACCUGCUUUCAUCUGUGAAGAGCACAGGGCGGCAGUGGCGAAUUUGCCAAUCUUGGUGUUCUCUGGCAAAUGCCAAACGUCCUGCACGGUGUUGGGCUGUAAGCACAACCCCCACCUGUGGACGUCGGGCCCUCAUACCACCCUCAUGGAGUCUGUUUCUGACCGUUUGAGCAGACGCAUGCACAUUUGUGGCCUGCUGGAGGUCAUUUUGCAGGGCUCUGGCAGUGCUCCUCCUGCUCCUCCUUGCACAAAGGCGGAGGUAGCAGUCCUGCUGCUGGGUUGUUGCCCUCCUACGGCCUCCUCCACGUCUCCUGAUGUACUGGCCUGUCUCCUGGUAGCGCCUCCAUGCACUGGACACUACGCUGACAGACACAGCAAACCUUCUUGCCACAGCUCGCAUUGAUGUGCCAUCCUGGAUGAGCUGCACUACCUGAGCCACUUGUGUGGGUUGUAGACUCCGUCUCAUGCUACCACUAGGGUGAAAGCACCGCCAGCAUUCAAAAGUGACCAAAACAUCAGCCAGGAAGCAUAGGAACUGAGAAGUGGUCUGUGGUCAUCACCUGCAGAACCACUUCUUUAUUGGGGGUGUCUUGCUAAUUGCUUAUAAUUUCCACCUGUUGUCUAUUCCAUUUGCACAACAGCAUGUGAAAUGUAUUGUCAAUCAGUGUUGCUUCCUAAGUGGACAGUUUGAUUUCACAGAAGUGUGAUUGACUUGGAGUUACAUUGUGUUGUUUAAGUGUUCCCUUUAUUUUUUUGAGCAAUGUAUUAUUCAGUUAAAUUUCACAUUUCAUGGCUUAAAGUCUUAAAGAUGAUAACAACAUCAGUGUUCUUACUGACCACUUGCAGUGGCUCAGUGUACAACAACAGACCUUGCUCUCUGUCCCUCCAACAACCAUCAGCAUACUUUGCUCCACCCUCUAAUGACCCGUUGUGUCCCCCUCUCUCUCCCCCCUCCCCAGCUCUUCAGCAGCCCCCUCCUGAGCAAGAUGAGUGCAGACGGGGGCGGCAAGCCUGCCAAGGUGGGCUCAGUGGUGGAGGUGAUCGGUAAGGGCCAGCGUGGCACCGUGGCUUACGUGGGCGCCACGCUCUUCGCCACGGGCAAGUGGGUGGGCGUGAUCCUUGACGAGCCCAAGGGCAAGAACGACGGCACGGUCCAGGGGAAGAGAUACUUUCACUGCGAUGAGAACUGUGGUAUCUUUGUGCGCCAGUCCCAGGUAAGCUAAGCUUACACGCCACCCGAUAUAGACACUUUAUAUGCACUCUAAUGCAGAUGUACACACACACACACACGCAUAAGGGGAAGAAAAGAUGUCUGAAGGUGAGACAUCAUUUUAGUGGGCAUAAUCUACUUGCAUAGGAACAAUAGUAUUCACAAACACACACUCAGUGGUGGACUGACGUAUUGAGCAUCUCUCUCCCUCUUUAUCUUUGUCAGAUCCAGCUAGUAGAAGAUGGAUCCAGUGGCACCUCUCCAGACACCCCAGAAGCUGCAACUGCCAAGUUCCUGCCCAAGCAGAAAGGUGAGCUGGAUAACAAAGCUUUAUACUGUAAUUUAGGCCUCCUACAAGGUCUGGGCCCCUAUUCAUAAAGUGUCUCAGAGCAGGAGUGCUGAUCUAGGAUCAGUUUUGCCUUUCAAAUCAUUAUUAAUAAGAUUACAUGGACAGAGGGGACCUGAUACUAGAUCAGCACUCAUGCGUUGAGACUGUGAAUACUGGCCCUGGUGCUCAUCUUAGACCACUCAUAAGACUACGCUGUAAAACUUUACAUUGAUGAUAUUAAAAAUGAUUUAUAAAUGUUUUAUAAGUAGUUUAUAAACUAUAAUGAGUUUGUGUUAUAUCUCAAAGUCUUGUUUUUUCCCCCCAGACAUUCCUGAGACUCCGAAAUCAGUCAAACAGGUACAGUAACAAUACAGACAGUAUAUGGCUUGUUUAAAAUGAUUUCCUUCCCUGUGUUGAUUUCUACUCCUCCCUCUCCUCUUCCCCUCCCUCCCCUCUCUCCUUUUUUCAAGUGAUUGACCUCUAUUUCCCCUACUUCUCUCUAUCUCUCUCUAUCCCUCUCUCCUCUCCUAUUCCCCCAAAUACCGUUACAGAUGCCCAUUCCCAAGAAGGUAUAGAUAUUUAAACUAUGCUAAUCUGCCUUGCCCUGGUGCCUGCUUGUCACGUUUUCUUUUUCAACACAUCAGCAUUUUUUUAUUUAGAAUUUGGCUAUUCGGGGUCAUAUUUUUGCUCAACAGUAAUAUAUUUUCUGUAGUUUGUCUUUUGGAGUUUCUACCUCAACUGCUUCACAUGGACAUUUUGUGUCUUCAUUUUUUUCUAUGGUUUCAUGAGACAUUUGGGAGCAUGAUUUCGCAUUUUCAGGCUGUUAGGCUAAUUAUUUCGAUUGCAUUUUUUGGUUAACCUUUCAGAGACAAGUGUAUGCUUGCUUGGGUUGUGAUGCGCCGUGUUUGUGCCUGCACAUCACUUGGGAUUGGAAUUGUACUAAUUUGAUAUACUUCUUAAAAUCAACUUCACCCGCUCAUCUAUUACAGUAUGUCUUCAGAUUUUGAACAUAAUAGUUAUGGUCAGUACAUACUUGCAUAAAGACUUAAGUGGUUAAUCCAGUAACACACAGUAGUAAUCCUGCCUGUAGAGUGAUAUGUGUGUAGACUCAUCUUAACACUGUGUGUUUCGGCUCCUCUCGUAUUGCUAAUUGCUGCCCUCACUUCCUCUGCUGUGGCCUAUGUCUAUCUGUGUGUGUGUCCUCUAUUCUCUCCUCCGCCUCUACCCACCCUCCUCCAGUCCGUAACCUGCCGUAGUACCAAGGUGAGCGUUUGAACAUCAGACAGACAGACAGACAUUCAGUGAGGUAACAGGGGUAACUAAGAGGGAAGAGUUCACCUGUCAUUUUGUAUAUCAUAUGAAAUGAAACAUGGGUUAUAGCUCUUAGAUGUAGAUGGUGUAGGAAUAUAGCAGGUUAUCUACAGUCUAGAAAUUAUGUUUAGUGUGCGAUAUUGCAGCUAGGUCUUCUCUGAUAGUAGCCAAUAUUUAACAUGCAGUAUGUCACACACUCGGUACAUGGAGUAUGUGUAUCUGCAUCGGCCUAACUACAGAAUGUGAGUGUAGUAGAGUGUAUAAAGUUGAUAUAGAGAAUGCCCACAGGAAGAGAGAUUGCAGCAGCAGACAGUUCUUCAAGCCCUAACAGAGUCUACUCUAUCACACACCACAACAGUUGAACACUCCUGGUCGCCUCUCCUACUCCAGCUCCCUCCCCUCCCUCCGCAUGGUACGUUCCUUCCUCAAACCACCUGACCCCCACAGGGACAUACCAACUCAGGUCCUGGAGGGGUGAACUCUGGUCCUUCUGGUCAUUGGUCAAAAUCCCUACAAUAACUGGAAUGACUACAGCAUAUAUAGUUAGUUAUUCAACCAAGUCCCCACAAAAGGAAAACAGUAACUUACUGCUGUAGUUGACCUACCAUCUACGACCAGAGUUCACAAUUUUCCACAUAGUUCAGUUAACCUGUACCAGUUCCUUCAAGGACAGUUGAUACUUUUUAGUGUAGGCCAGAUCAGCACAGGGAGUGGAGACUUAUAUGGCACUGGGUGUGGCAUUCUAUCACCUGUGUGCCAGGGGUGUUGACUCACAAUGACAUGUUCACUUUACCAUGGGUUGACCUGAGUUCACCUGGGUUUGUUCUUCUGUUCUUAGCCUGAGUGCCAGUCUGUUUCUGCUCUCUUGCCAACUCCUUAUAGAUGAAUGACAGCAAUGGAGUUGGUAAGAGCACAAUCAGAUCUAGAACCAGACUAUGUACCUGUCUUCUGGGUGGCAGUCUGUUUCACUAUGAUCACUGGGAUUAACAGGUAAUGGUGCUGUCUCACGGAUGUAAUUUUCUCUUUUACAUGCGUUUACUUUUAUUUCUUGAUUCCUUCCUGUUCUUUUCCUCUCUAUCUUUUCUCCAUCUCUCCCUGCCCCCUCCUCUUCCCGUCCCCAGACCCCCCGAGUCUUAGCCACCCCCGCCUCUGGUCUGUCCAGCUCUCUGUCCAGGGAGGAUGUCAGUGAGGGCAGCCUGUCUUCCAAGGGUGCACUGGGGGCUCCCGUGGUCCCCCUGCCCAGCGGCACUCCCGCCACGCCCGGAGCUCCUCCCCCUGCCACCCCUAGCAAGGUCAGUCCAUAACCCUCCACCCUGGCCAAUCAGAUCAUUACGUAAGGUAGAACACCAAUUCUGGUUCUGGAGAGUUAGUGUGUGUACUGUGUGUAGGCUUUUGUUCUAGAACAUCAAGAAAACACCAUAGUCAAAUAAUCAUUAUGACAUUGAUAAGUUGAUGGAUGUUUUUAGUGCUGGGCUGGAACAAAAGCCUGCAUUACCUGAAGCUCUCCAGAACCAGAGUUGGGGACCACUGAUCUAAGCCCAAGGUAUCACCUCAAUCCAUUGUUUCCUCAUUUGUCAUAUAUACAUCGUCUGUUGACUGUUCCAUCCGUGUUGUCAUUGUAAACAGGCUGAGCCUCCCGUAUCGAAGCAGGUAGGGUAACAGUAUUUGGAUGCAUGCAUAGAUCUGGCCUGGCAUGUUGUUUGACCAACUAACAAGAGUUAACAGGGUGUUUCAGAAGAGCGCUUCUCCACAACCUCACUACUACUGCACUUCCACAAUGUGCCCACAGAGAGCAGAGUUUCCAUCUUUGGUUUCAUGCCAGUGUAAAUGUGUCACUGUAAUGACGGUCCUUGGUGGUGGGAGCAUGUAUUUACGCUGUGUGGUGUGGGGGGUUUUGUAUGCGGGUGCUUUAGACUCUCUCUGAGAUGUCCACUAUCCCCUUUCUCAUGGUUAAAAAUGCCUUUCCCAAUUCAUCACAAAUCAACAUGUAGUGAUUCUCUGUGUGCUCCUCCCUCUUGCCUCUCUCCACUUCCUCUUUAUUCCGUUCUUCCCCCAGGAGGAGGAGUCUCUGCGAGGUCAGGUGAAGGAUCUAGAGGAGAAGCUGGAGACCCUGAUGAUGAAGCGGGCGGAGGACAAGGUCAAGCUGAAGGAGCUGGAGAAAUACAAGAUCCAGCUGGAGCAGCUGCAGGAGUGGAAGACCAAGAUGCAGGAGCAGCAGGCCGACCUCCAGAAACAACUCAAAGAGGCCAAGAAGGUAACGAGUACUAGUACCCACCAUAGAAAUGAAUAAAUCACUUUGAUGACUUAUGGGUACCUGUCCACUUUCCCUAUUAGAUAAGAAACAUUUUCAAUGAACAGUAAAUCAUGAUAUUCUAUUUGACAACAGUUCGUAUUUUUCUUACAGGGUAACUGAUAAGAGGUAACUGAUGUAAUUGUCUUCUAUGUAAAGUGAGAGUACUGAUGAUUUCAACUCCCCUCUUUCAGGAUGCUCGGGAGGCCCUGGAGUCUAAAGACCGCUACAUGGAGGAGAUGUCAGACACGGCGGACGCCAUCGAGAUGGCCACACUGGACAAGGAGAUGGCAGAGGAGCGGUCGGAGAGCCUGCAGGUGGAGGUGGAGUCACUGAAGGAGAAGUUGGAGGAGCUCACCAUGGACCUGGAGAUCAUCAAACAUGAGGUCGAGGAGAAAGGUCAGAAUUCACAGUUAACUCUACAGGGUGAUAGUAUUCAUUGAUUGGUAGUGUGUUGACCUACCCUAAGGGGAAAAAUAAAGACUGAAUUGACCUUAUAGCUAACGUUACCAAAUUUGGAAGCAACACUAUUAUGAUUGUGAGGUUGAGGAGAAAGGUCAGAGGUCACUAGUAGUGUGUUAGUGUAAAAGAUUGCGUCCUUCCUGGACUUUAAUGUCGAUCCCUUUUUACUACAGGGAUUAUUGAGUAGCUACCCAAAUGUGUGUGUGUGUGUGUGUGUAUAUAUACAGUGGGGGAAAAAAGUAUUUAGUCAGCCACCAAUUGUGCAAGUUCUCCCACUAAAAAAGAUGAGAGAGGCCUGUAAUUUUCAUCAUAGGUACACGUCAACUAUGACAGACAAAUUGAGGGGAAAAAAUCCAGAAAAUCACAUUGUAGGAUUUUUUAUGAAUUUAUUUGCUAAUUAUGGUGGAAAAUAAGUAUUUGGUCAAUAACAAAAGUUUCUCAAUACAGGUCAAACGUUUUCUGUAAGUCUUCACAAGGUUUUCACACACUGUUGCUGGUAUUUUGGCCCAUUCCUCCAUGCAGAUCUCCUCUAGAGCAGUGAUGUUUUGGGGCUGUCGCUGGGCAACACGGACUUUCAACUCCCUCCAAAGAUUUUCUAUGGGGUUGAGAACUUGCACAAUUGGUGGCUGACUAAAUACUUUUUUCCCCCACUGUGUGUGUGUGUGUGUGUGUGUGUGUAUAAUUUUUUAAGUAGGAUUUAUCCAGUAUUACUUGGCAAAGUUAAAACGUAACCUAACUGUAUUGCUUCACCAGGUUCUGAUGGAGCUGCCUCCAGUUACCAUGUCAAGCAGCUGGAGGAGCAGAACAGCAGACUGAAAGAGGCUCUGGUCAGGUGAGUGUGUUUAAAAAAACCCACCAAACGCUCCCUUGAACAUGCCUUUUAAUCCAGGAUAAAAUUUAAUCUGUGUCCAGAAAACCAGGCCUUAAUGUUUCCCUUUGGAUUGAGCUUUAACAUAACUAUCUCUCCUCCCAGGAUGCGUGACCUGUCUUCCUCUGAGAAGCAGGAGCAUGUGAAGCUCCAGAAGCAGAUGGAGAAGAAGAAUGGAGAGCUGGAGACGCUGAGGACCCAGAAGGAGAAACUACAGGAGGAGAUGAAGCAGGCUGAGGCCACCAUUGAUGAGCUGAAGGAGCAGGUUAGUCAGCCAGUCAUAUACAGUACCAGUCAAAAGUUUGGACACACCUACUCAAGGGUUUUUCUUUAUUUUUACUAUUUUCUACAUUGUAGAAUAAUAGUGAAGACAUCAAAACUAUGAAAUAACACAUGGAAUCAUGUAGUAACCAAAAAAAAGUGUUAAACAAAUCAAAAUAUAUUUUAUAUUUGAGAUUCUUCAAAGUAGCCACCCUUUGCCUUGAAGACAGCUUUGCACACUCUUGGCGUUCUCUCAACCAGCUUCACCUAGAAUGCUUUUCCAACAGUCUUGAAGGAGUUCCCACAUAUGCUGAGCACUUGUUGGCUGCUUUUCCUUCACUCUGCGGUCCAACUCAUCCCAAACCAUCACAAUUGGGUUGAGGUCGGGUGAUUGUGGAGGCCAGGUCAUCUGAUGCAGCACUCCAUCACUCUCCUUCUUGGUCAAAUAGCCCUUACACAGCCUUGAGGUGUGUUUUGGGUCAUUGUCCUGUUGAAAAACAAAUGAUAGUCCCACUAAGCCCAAACCAGAUGGGAUGGCGUAUCGCUGGAGAAUGCUGUGGUAGCCAUGCUGGUUAAGUGUGCCUUGAAUUCUAAAUAAAUCACAGACAGUGUCACCAGCAAAGCACCAUCACACCUCCUCCUCCAUGCUUCAUGGUUGAAUGCCAAGAGUGUGCAAAGUUGUCAUCAAGGCAAAGGGUGGCUACUUUGAAGAAUCUCAAAUAUAAAAUAUAUUUUGAUUUGUUUAACACUUUUUUUUGGUUACUACAUGAUUCCAUGUGUUAUUUCAUAGUUUUGAUGUCUUCACUAUUAUUCUACAAUGUAGAAAAUAGUAAAAAUAAAGAAAAACCCUUGAAUGAGUAGGUGUGUCCAAACUUUUGACUCGUACUAACUAUAUAUACAGUGAGGGAAAAAAGUAUUUGAUCCCCUGCUGAUUUUGUACGUUUGCCCACUGACAAAGACAUGAUCAGUCUAUAAUUUUAAUGGUAGGUUUAUUUGAACAGUGAGACAGAAUAACAACAACAAAAUCCAGAAAAACGCAUGUAAAAAUGUUAUAAAUUGAUUUGCAUUUUAAUGAGGGAAAUAAGUAUUUGACCCCUCUGCAAAACAUGACUUAGUACUUGGUGGCAAAACCUUUGAUGGCAAUCACAGAGGUCAAACGUUUCUUGUAGUUGGCCACCAGGUUUGCACACAUCUCAGGACGGUGUUGUCCCACUCCUCUUUGCAGAUCUUCUCCAAGUCAUUAAGGUUUCAAGGCUGACGUUUGGCAACUCAAACCUUCAGCUCCCUCCACAGAUUUUCUAUGGGAUUAAGGUCUGGAGACUGGCUAGGCCACUCCAGGACCUUAAUGUGCUUCUUCUUGAGCCACUCCUUUGUUGCCUUGGCCGUGUGUUUUGGGUCAUUGUCAUGCUGGAAUACCCAUCCACAACCCAUUUUCAAUGCCCUGGCUGAGGGAAGGAGGUUCUCACCCAAGAUUUGAUGGUACAUGGCCCCGUCCAUCGUCCCUUUGAUGCGGUGAAGUUGUCCUGUCCCCUUAGCAGAAAAACACCCCCAAAGCAUAAUGUUUCCACCUCCAUGUUUGACGGUGGGGAUGGUGUUCUUGGGGUCAUAGGCAGAAUUCCUCCUCCAAACACAGCGAGUUGAGUUGAUGCCAAAGAGCUCGAUUUUGGUCUCAUCUGACCACAACACUUUCACCCAGUUCUCCUCUGAAUCAUUCAGAUGUUCAUUGGCAAACUUCAGACGGGCCUGUAUAUGUGCUUUCUUGAGCAGGGGGACCUUGCGGGCGCUGCAGGAUUUCAGUCCUUCACGGCGUAGUGUGUUACCAAAUGUUUUCUUGGUGACUAUGGUCCCAGCUGCCUUGAGAUCAUUGACAAGAUCCUCACGUGUAGUUCUGGGCUGAUUCCUCACCGUUCUCAUGAUCAUUGCAACUCCACAAGGUGAGAUCUUGCAUGGAGUCCCAGGCCGAGGGAGAUUGACAGUUCUUUUGUGUUUCUUCCAUUUGCGAAUAAUCACACCAACUGUUGUCACCUUCUCACCAAGCUGCUUGGCGAUGGUCUUGUAGCCCAUUCCAGCCAUUUGUAGGUCUACAAUCUUGUCCCUGACAUCCUUGGAGAGCUCUUUGGUCUUGGCCAUGGUGGAGAGUUUGGAAUCUGAUUGAUUGCUUCUGUGGACGGGUGUUUUUUAUACAGGUAACAAGGUGAGAUUAGGAGCACUCCCUUUAAGAGUGUGCUCCUAAUCUCAGCUCGUUACCUGUAUAAAAGACACCUGGGAGCCAGAAAUCUUUCUGAUUGAUAGGGGGUCAAAUACUUAUUUCCCUCAUUAAAAUGCAAAUCAAUUUAUAACAUUUUUGACAUGCGUUUUUCUGGAUUUUUUGGUUGUUAUUCUGUCUCUCACUGUUCAAAUAAACGUACCAUUAAAAUUAUAGACUGAUCAUUUCUUUGUCAGUGGGCAAACGUACAAAAUCAGCAGUGGAUCAAAUACUUUUUUCCCCUCACUGUAUAUAUAUAUUACAUAAGGUGAUGAAGCAGGUUGAGGCUACCUUACGAACUCAAAGAACAGGUUAGCCAGUUGGUCAUAGAGGUUUCUUAUCUUAUGUGUAGAAGGCAACCUCUACAUAGGUGACAUGGCUGUAUGUAUAUCUUUUUUUGUAUAGCCCUGGGUUGCUUUUAAGAGCUUUGCAACAUACGUAUUUGUAAAAAGUUCUAUAUAAUUUAGAUUUGAUUGUGUUGUGUGUCCUAGGUGGAUGCUGCUCUCGGGGCAGAGGAGAUGGUGGAGACUCUGACUGAGAGGAAUCUGGACCUGGAGGAGAAAGUCAGAGAGCUCAGAGAGACUGUCACAGACCUGGUGAGUUCAAAUCAAUUUACAUUUACAUUUACGUCAUUUAGCAGACGCUCUUAUCCAGAGCGACUUACAUCAAUAACUCUGUCAACCCUGUUACCUUAAUGUCAACCCUGUUACCUUAAUGUCAACCCUGUUACCUUAAUGUCAACCCUGUUACCUUAAUGUCAACCCUGUUACCUUAAUGUCAACCCUGUUACCUUAAUGUCAACCCUGUUACCUUCAUGUCAACCCUGUUACCUUCAUGCCAACCCUGUUACCUUCAUGCCAAUGUAACCCUGUUACCUUAAUAUCAAUUUCAACUCUGUUACUUUGUAUGGUUUAAGUAGUCAGUGAUUUGAGUUCACACACCCAUAUUAACUCUGUUAGGAUGUUUUGAAUAACCAACUCUGUGUCAACGCUAUGCCCCUGAUGUGCGUACACUAUAUUGGCAAGGACACUGUUUUAGAGACAGAGAUACACCCUUUGUGUUAAAACCCUGUCCACUCAAUUCUCACCACACCACCACAUAAGACACCCUACCACCUCUGACCCCUAACCUCUGACCUCUUCCCCCAUUCCAGGAAGCGAUCAACGAGAUGAAUGACGAGCUGCAGGAGAACAGCAGGGAAACGGAGAUGGAGCUGAGAGAGCAGCUGGACCUGAAUGGGGCCAGGGUGAGAGAGGCCCAGAAGAGGGUGGAGGCCGCUCAGGAGACUGUGGCUGACUAUCAGCAGACCAUCAACAAGUACCGCGAGCUCACCACCAGCCUACAGGUAUAGAGUUUGAAUUCAUUGUAGUGUCAUACAACAUGCAAUCGGAAGAAUGACACUUAAAAACACUAACAAGCAUUGUUAAAAGUUUUUAUAAACUAUUCUGUGAACUUGUUUGUCACAGUCAGGGUUUUACUGACAUCCUGAAUACAUCAGCCUUUAGGCAAAAUGGGAAAGGUCUUGAUAGGUGACUGGUUUCUUUUGGUUAUUUGUAUAUAAAUUGUGUGUGUUACUGUGUGUAGGAUACCAACAGGGAGCUGACCAGCGCUCAGAAUGCCAACACAGAGCAGGUCCAACAGCCUCCUGCUGAGCUGUUUGACUUCAAGAUCAAGUUCGCUGAGACCAAGGCCUACGCCAAGGUAAGAAAAUGUCCCACAUACAUCCAGUUUAGUGCAGUGGUUCCCAAACAGUUCCUUUAUGGGGACCACCAGAUCAUCGUUGAAUAUUUUUUUUUCUUUCACAUUAAAUAUUUACCAGUGAAUGUAGGAGUUUAAAGGCCUAUUAUUACAGGAUGUGUGAGAUUGGUAUAUACCAUUACAACCAAAAAAUAAUGUGAUUAUCCUAUCCACGUGUGUCUCUCCAGGCCAUCGAGAUGGAGCUGAGGAAGAUGGAGGUGGGCCAGGCCAACAGACAGGUGUCUCUCCUCACCUCCUUCAUGCCCGACUCUUUCCUGCGUCACGGAGGCGACCACGACUGUAUUCUGGUGCUCUUGCUAAUACCAAGACUCAUCUGCAAGGUAUAGAGGGAGUGUGUGUGUCUGUGUGUGGUAUGGCGCCCGUGCGUGUGUGUGUGUAUUCAAGUUGAUUAGUAAUACAAGCUCAGAAUUUGACGAGGAAUGUGUGUGAGUAUUUAAGGUUUUUACUGUGUGUGUGUUCCUCCCUCCCUGUAGGCUGAGUUGAUCAGUAAGCAGGCCCAAGAGAAGUUUGAUCUGAAUGGUAACCCAGUGGAGAGGACUGGAAUUAAGAUGAGAGGACCACCUGGAGAACAACUCAGCUUCGCCUCUGGACUGGUCUACUCUCUAACCCUGCUGCAGGCCACGCUGCACAAAUACGAACAGUAAGGAGCCGUGUGUGUGUGUGUGUGUCUGGACUGGUCUACUCUCUAACUCUGCUACAGGCCACGCUGCACAAAUACGAACAGUAAGGAGGAUAGAAUCUCACUUGUACUUCUAAGAUAGUAACAGCAUAUUGAACUGGCUGCUUUCUCUCUCUCACCUGCCUGAUCACACUUGUUUUCCUAUGGAGUACAUCUAAUGAUAAUCGAGCAAGGGGAAAUCAAGGAGUGCCAUAUUCUCUAAAAAGCAACUUCUUGUUUUGAAAACGGCAGAUGUGGCAUCGAUAUGAGUCAGAAACAUUUAUUCUAGUGUAAAAAUGGACUACAACGUGUAAAUAGGAUAAUUUUGGUCAUAAAGUCAGUCUCGUCCAAAAUAGAUUUGCGAGGUGAUAGGAAAACAUGUCAUGUCACAGAAUGAAGGGUAACGUUACAGUUUUCCUUGGGUUGGGUUUAUUUCAAUGGUCAAUUUGGUUUGACAUUCGAUAUCCCGAUGGUGGUAGUUGGGGACCAUCAGUAAAUUACACAAUGUACAUUGGACAAUAUUUUAAAAGGUCAAUAGCUCCAAAUUUAAUUGACUUAAAAACCUCAAACCAACUAUAAAUUGUAGAAAUUAAUAUACAAAUAUUGAAAGCAUUUAAUGAGACAACUAAAAUAUUGUAAUUGGUUUAUAUAAUAAUUGGCUUCAGUCAUGACCACUGCAUUUCAUAAUGACCAAACCAGGAAGUUCAGCCCCCCUUUAAUGUGGAAUACAUUUCCUUCUCUCUCCCCUCCCCUCUCCCUCUCAGAGCUCUUAACUGUUGCAGUGUGGAGGUGUAUAAGCGGAUGGGGACUCUCUACUCAGAGAUGAGUGUCCAUGAGCGUUCCCUAGACUUCUUUAUAGAUCUGCUGCACAAAGACCAGCUGGACGAGACUGUACACGUGGAGCCUCUCACCAAGGCCAUCAAGUACUACCAGGUAGGCAACACACACACCACACUUCAUACACACCUUGAACACUCGCGAACAGAGAACACACUCAAUAUAUAACAGACAAUUGACCUCGCACGCUGUACACUCUUGAGAUAGAAUUAGGACCAAGACACACUAUUGCUUCAACGUACCAUUAUUUGGCUAGUUACUUGACCACUCUUGACAGAGAACAUACACCACACGCUCUGUCCACUCAAUGGUGCUCUUUCUCACAACUACACACACCUCGACACUGACAUACUAUCAAGCUUUAAUCAAUGCUAUAAAAAAAAAAAAUAAAAAUAAAUCCAGGGUGAGUAAGGCCUUGUAAAGCCACUCAAUGACUGAUCUGUUUUAUUUUGCAGCAACUGUACAGCAUCCACCUGGCUGAGCAGACUGAGGAUUGCACCGUGCAGCUGGCUGACCACAUCAAGGUACAAACAUCCUUCAUCAACAAAAGCAGUCUUAAACAUUUUUAUUAAGAAAAACAUUAUUUUCUUUAUACAUUUGCUAGAAAGACUAUAUAUAUAUAUAUAUAUAUGUUUUUAAUUCCCUCCCUAACAUUGUAGCCUGUUACAAACAUAAUAUCUUCUCUAAAUUCAGUUAUACCAUUGAACUGAAUUUGACCUCUGACCUUUGUGAACUCUGUGACCUCCAGUUCAUCCAGAGUGCUUUGGACUGUAUGGGUGCUGAGGUGGUGCGUCUCAGGGCGUUCCUGCAGCCGGGGCAGGAGGGGGCUGACCUGAACAUCCUGCUGAAGGACCUAGACACGUCCUGCAGGUCUAAUACAAUACUAAUAUAGAAUUACUAUGUAGGUCUAUUUAUCUCUAUUAUUUAUAUUUCUUAGUGAUUUGCUUCCUGCAGCGACAUCAAACAGUUCUGCAAGAAGAUCAGACGCAGGAUGCCAGGGACCGACGUGCCAGGGGUGCCCGCCGCUCUGGCCUUUGGCGCACCGGUAUGUGCCUAGUGCUAUGCUUAGGUCUUACGUUUAGCCCUGGGCCAAGUGUUUCACAGUAUCUUUGGAGCCCCGAUAUAGACCACAUUUCUUAGGUCUUGCACCUAACCCAAACCCACUGUGCUGGCGUUUGGAGCGCAGGGCCAAGUGUUUUUACAGUAGCUCAUAAAGUACAGUAAUGCAACUCAACUUUGCAUUUGUGGAGGCGGGACUACUGCAUGAUAAUUUGACUGACAGCUCUGUGGACCAAUGGCAGGUGUCAGAGACUCUAACGGACUGCAGGCGUCAGCUGACGCGGGUGGUUGCCGUGCUACAGGAGGUGGCGGCUGCGGGGGCGCAGAUGGUUGCCCCUCUAGGGGAACAGGAGGGGCUCAACACCCUCAAACUGGAGGACGUGGCCUUCAAGGCUGUUGAACAGGUACUGUGACCAUAGACUGAAAUAUAGAUUGAACAUAGACUGAUCGUUGCAUGUUUGUGAUUGACUACAUUGCAGUUGGACUGCACGGAAUCAUUGAUCUAAUAUAAAAACUCACCUUGAGGGCCUCCCGAGUGGCGCAGUGGUCUAAGGCACUGCAUCGCAGAUCUGAGACGCCACUACAGCCUGGGGUUCGAGACACAUGUCUCGACCUUCGCCUCUCCCGAGCUCGUUGGCGAGUUGCAACGAUGAGACAAGAUCGUAACUACCAAUUGGAUAUCACGAAAUUGGGGAGAAAAAUGGGGUGAAAUUACAAUAAAAAUAAAUAACAAAAAAUAUCACCUUGCAUCCCAAAUAACUACUAUGUGAUCUAGAGUAGUGAUUCUGUCUGGCUCAAGCUGACCCCUUCAAACAGGCUGACAGUCUCUGUCUCCCCCUCCUCCAGGUGUAUGGGUCCCAUGGCCUGAACCCCCAUGAGUGUCUGCGUCAGUCCUGCAGCUCUGUCAUCUCCACCAUGAACAAGAUGGCUACCGCCAUGCAGGAGGGAGAGUAUGACGCUGAGAGACCACAGGGAAAGGUACGUAGGGAAUAGGGCUGGGGGAGUAUGACACUAGGUGAGAGGUACGGCUGGAGAAUAAAUGUUUUCUCAUUUUCUAGCCUUUCAAAACUAAGAAUGCUACGUCUGUAACAUGUUUGCCCCUCAUUGAAUUGACACUCACAAGUCAUCCCCUCUUCUUGUUUCUCCCCCCUCACUUCCCCCCUCCCUGCAUAGACUCCCCCGGUAGAGGCUCGUGCGGCGGCCCUCAGGGCAGAGAUCACUGAUUCAGAGGGUCUGGGAGUCAAACUGGAGGACAGAGACACCGUCAUCAAGGAGCUCAAGAAGUCCCUAAAGAUCAAGGUAAGGACAUGUCUCUCUCUCUCUCUCCUUUCUCUCUCAUCCUUGCUCUUUUUCUUAUACACACAAAUUUUUCCCCCUCACAUGCACAUACACUCAUCAUCUCUCACAUUAACCCCCUCACUCUCUCGCUCACUCUCCAUCUCUCUCCCGACUUCCUGUCUCUCAACCCCAGGGAGAGGAGUUGAGUGAGGCCCACGUCCGUCUCAGCCUGCUAGAGAAGAAGCUGGAUACGUCCACUAAAGACGCAGACGAACGCGUGGAGAAGAUCCAGACCAAACUGGAUGAGACCCUGGCCCUGCUCAAGAAGAAGGAGAAGUAAGACUGGGGAAACCUGGUGGCUGUGGGACUAUUAGGGAAGGAUGUUGUAGAAUCAGGACACUUCUGUCUGUGUAUAGUUGUGUUUACAAUGAAUUUUGCCUUCUCCUAUCCUAGUGCCUUUCAGAUCCACAUAUGGGAGAAGUAAAAGAGCAGUAGAGGUGAAGAUGGUAGAUAGUCUGUUUGGUGGAGAGAUGGGAUAUGUUCACCUAAUAGAAGUGUUUUGUAUCGUGGCCUGCUGUAGAGCCAGGAGAGUAGACAUCAUAAUUUUUAAUUCACGUAGUAAAUGUAUUAGUAUUACAUUGAUCAAAUAUUUGUAUAUAACCUACCUUUUUUUUUUCACUCUCCAUCCCUCCAUCCAUUUCUCCCUCCCCAACCCAGGGAGUUUGAGGAGACCAUGGACGCCCUGCAGGCAGACAUCGACCAGCUGGAGGCAGAGAAGGCGGCGCUGAAUCAGCGUCUCUCCAACCAAUCAAAGGUGACCAUCGAGGGCCUCAGGGCCUCGCCUGCCUCUGGGAUCGCAUCCAUCGUCACGGGAACCGCCGGAGGUGAGUCUUUUGAUACCUCACCUCACACGCCUUUAUAACACACCUUAUACCUCUCACAUUAUACAAUCACUCAUACUAUGCACUCAUAUUCCGAUGAAACUGUUUCAGAAGAUGAUGUAAAAUGAUGUAAAAAUCCAUGUAGGGUUAGUUGAAAUCAACUUUUGUCGUGAAUUUGUACUUGUAAAAUUGCCCGAUAGACGAUGUUAUCGCCUCCUAGAGGCCAUCCCCCCCAAAAAUUAAAUCAUCAUGUCAAUUUUAAAAUCGACCCAGGCAACCUCAUGCUAGGGGACAGAGUUCAACAUUGACAAGAGGUAUUAUUGAGCUAAACUUUUUUUAGCACUACUUAUUCCUUCCUACCUACUACUACUACUCUACACUACAUUACUACUACGACUACUUACUACUUAUCUCUCUACCAACUACAACUACAACUACAACUACACACAACUACAACACCACGACCAACUCCUACAACUACCAACACUACAACAACUACAACUCAUUUGUACGAUACGAUACAUGAACGAUUUAUGUUUUAGUUUGAAACGAUUCGGUGCGAUUCGGUUUGAUUAGAGGAACGAAUUGAUGCAAAUGACUAAAUGCGAUUUGGUACGAUGCGGUACAAUUCGAUGCACUAACAUUUGUUGCAUACACACAAACUUUCCAUUCUAAAUUCAAAUCUGCUUCUGAUGGAGCUCAUGUGCUGGGCCUCUCUGAGCUGGAUCUGUCUGAGCUGAUGUUUGUGUGAAUUAUCUAUAUGUCUAUGGUGUAUGUAGGUACAUGAGCUAAGCCAUAAGGGAAACUGGGCAUCUACCACCCCACUAUCAGUUAGGGGGGGGGGGAUGUUAGCUUUUUGACCCCCACACUUUUGAUCUGAAACCACCAUCACCCGCUAAUUCAUUUGUCCUUUUUGCAGAUUAAAAGUGUUAGAGCUAGUAAUGUAUCAACAUUUUAUAUUUAAAAAUGUGGUAUAAUAUAGCCAAUGAAUAUAGAGCACAACUUUGGAUUUCACCCCAUCUCAUAAUUGAAUGGUUUAGACAGUUUAAGUUUUGACAGACUUGGUGAUUGCUGUCCUCGUUAUGAAAUGAUAAACUUUACCCUAAAAGAUACUUAUUUGUUUCAAGCAAAACUACAAAAACUAUUGCUGAUGGUGAACCUGAACAAUUUAAAUGAAAUGUAAUGUAAGCGCCCCUGAUCAGCAUGUGACCCAGAUGAGUUGUCUCUGACGGUAGCUUAGGCUACUUUUAUUCCGGUAAAACACAAUUUUCAACAGCGCAUUUGAUAAAAAUAACCUACCAAAUUACAUUGGUUGUCGCUCAACUAAUAAAGCAUAAUUUUGCGCAAGCUAUUUGACAAACAUUUAAAUGCUGAAGGUGAUGCGCACUUGUGCAAGAUCAGGAAUAGGCCUACCUUUUGUUGGUCAGCGUCCGAAGCUGCGCACAGCGCAGUUUGACUAGGCUACUGAUAUUGCCUGCCUGGGGUUGAUGCAAAAUGACUUGUAAAUCAAUGACUGUCAACACAAUUACAUGCUUAGUUCGACACUGAAGGUGAGAGGUAUUUUCUUAGUUCGACACUGAAGGUGAGAGGUAUUUUCUUAGUUCGACACUGAAGGUGAGAGGUAUUUUCUUAGUUCGACACUGAAGGUGAGAGGUAUUUUCUUAGUUCGACACUGAAGGUGAGAGGUAUUUUCUUAGUUCGAAACUGAAGGUGAGAGGUAUAAGAUGAGAGGUACACUAUAUAUACAAAAGUAUGUGCACACCCCUUCAAAUUAGUGGAUCAACUGGUCAACUGUAAGUGCUGUUAUUGUGAAGUGGAAAUGUCUAGGAGCAACAACGGUUCAGCCGCGAAGUGGUAGGCCACACAAGCUCACAGAACGGGGCUGCCGAGUGCUAAAGUGCGUAGCGCGUAAAAAUUGUCUGUCCUCGGUUGCAACACUUACUACCGAGUUCCAAACUGCCUCUGGAAGCAACGUCAGCGCAAUAACUGUUUGUCGGGAGCUUCAUGAAAUUGGUUUCCGUGGCUGAGCAGCAGCACACAAGCCUCAGAUCACCAUGCGCAAUGCCAAGCGUCGGCUGGAGUGGUGUAAAGCUCGCCGCCAUUGGACUCUGUAGCAGUGGAAACGCGUUCUCUGGAGUGAUGAAUCACGCUUCACCAUCUGGCAGUCCGAUGGAUGAAUCUGGGUUUGGCAGAUGCCAGGAGAACGCUACCUGCCCGAAUACAUAGUGCCAACUGUAAAGUUUGGUGGAGGAGGAAUAAUAGUUUGGGACUGUUUUUCAUGGUUCGGGCUAGGCCCCUUAGUUCCAGUGAAGGGAAUUCUUAACGCUACAGCAUACAAUGACAUUCUAGAACGAUUCUGUGCUUCCAACUUUGUGGCAACAGUUUGGGGAAGUCCCUUUCCUGUUUCAGCAUGACAAUGCCCCCGUGCACAAAGCGAGGUCCAUACAGAAAUGGUUUGUCGAGAUCGGUAUGGAAGAACUUGACUGGCCUGCACAGAGCCCUGACCUCAACCCCAUCAAACACCUUUGGGAUGAAUUGGAACGGUGACCGCGAGCCAGGCCUUAUCGCCCAACAUCAGUGCACUAAUGCUCUGGUGGCUGAAUGGAAGCAAGUCCCUGCAGCAAUAUUCCAACAUCUAGUGGAAAGCCUUCCCAGAAGAGUGGAGGCUGUUAUAGCAGCAAAGGGAGGACCAACUCCAUAUUAAUGCCCAUGAUUUUAGAAUGAGAUGUUCGACGAGCAGGUGUCCACAUUCCUUUGGUCAUGUAGUGUAUUUUUAGAAGGGAGAAAGAAAGACAUUUUAGCAACAAACUAAAAAAGUGAACUGGCGAUUCAUAACGUUUGAAUACAUUUUCUGAAUGAUGCAUGCUACAUCUGGAACGGUUUGGGUUCCUGUGGACCAAUUUAACUCAUAUCUUAGACAUUUUAACCUGGGACCUAUGUGUAUCAGUGAAUCAUUACAUCCCUACCUGUCUGUGUGUGUCGAAGCACGCAAAUGGAGCGAGUGACACACAGUCAACAACACACAGUCAACAGUCGGGUAAUGGGUUGUAAAUCAUCAUGGGCUGCAGAGCAAGCAACUCUUCUGUCCUCAGAACUGGUUAUAAUUAUACAUUUUUGCCUCAUCCUCCUCUCUUAUUAGGCCUAGGCUACUAGACUAUACGUUGUAGGUAAGGUUGCACAUUGCUAGAAAAAUCUGGAAAUAGGCCUAGGCCAACGAUAGCCUACGCAUUGUUUCUUUCAUAAGCUUUUUUUUUUUUGUCUUCUCGUUCGGUUUUUCCAUCUUGUUUGUUCAAUUUCACUUCUUGUGGCCUAAAUAAUUUGUCAUUCAAAAUAAAGCUGUGAUUGAGAAUAGCAUCGGCUCUGACUUUCAUCAUUGUUCCCUUUUUAAAAGCUGCAACUUUAGGACAUUAAACACUUUAUUCGAAUUUUGGGAAAUACACUUCAUAACUGGAAUUUAUCUAUAUGGAUAGGGCCACAUUUAAAUGUUCCUAAUAGAAUAACUAUAAAAUGCAUAUGCAUGAACAUGGUAGCAAUUGAAAGGGAACACUUUGGAGAUUAUGGGGAAACUAUCAGACCAAAGGUGAGGGACGCAACAGUUCACCUGAUACAAGACUGUUGAUUUUAUGUGUUUUACAUUUACUGUACUUUUCACAGCACUUGUAAAUAACGAAAUCUGAAAAUACUCUUGUUACAUUCAGUAAUAUAAUACGAAUAUUCAUUGACAUUUUGGAGUAGGUGCAAGAUAAGAAAAAACGAUUGCGGUCUAACUGGUGUCUCCAAGUGACCACACACCUCUCCAGACUGUGCACAGUUACUAAGUCAUGUCAAUGCACUUCUUUGACUCAAGGAAAGAGCCUUCAACUAUCAGGUGCUUUUUUGAACUGGUAGCUUUGCCAUUGAGGAACUGAAGUAAGCACACUUGUUUGGAACACAGCCCUGCAUCCCCACCAUCACACACAUUACUGUUGUUUACGCAAUCCAAAAACAUUCCAUUAUAAAUCACAAUCUGGGUCAGGUGGGCAUCAUUUGAAAGCUUAUUCUAUUGCCAACAUGGCUAGCUAAGUUAUAAAAUAUGAUCUUACAGUGUUAGGUUUUCAAAAGGCACUUCAGACAAACAUAUUGACAUUUUAGUGGGCAUAGAAUGGAGUCAUGAGUGUAUUCAAAUGUUCAUCAAACAUAGCGAUCAUAAUCGUUUAUAAGGUAAAUGACAUGAGUUUUCAAAUAUGGGAAUGUAAAGUGCACAUUUGGACUCAUGGGUGUGUGGUUUGCUUGUAUGACAUCAAAGCGGUAUUUAUGAUCAUUUUGAACGUCUCCUCUUUCAGAACACAUCGACUCUUCACGAUUUACAGCAUUUCCUUCACUCAAGACAACAAAUGUGCAAAAGUAGCCCAAUUAGCGGGAGGGAUGGGGGGCGUCUUAUCACGCGGUGCUCAAGUUUAUAACGGCUGUCUGUCAAAACCCACAGCGCUGUGAAGCGGAGAACCUGAGCUCUGACAUAAUGUAUAGCAUGUUACUGUACAGCCACUGCGUUCCAAUUUAGGCGCAUAUCAAUGACACUCUUCCAUUUCAACCCGUAUACGGGAUGACAGGACCUGUGAGUGGAAAGGGAUAUUGCUUUUAUGAUAUUUAAAUUAGUAGGAUAAGGGCCUCUCAUGCAUAAUGUCUGUCUUAUAAUGCUAUGCUCAACUGUAGCCUAAGGUUUGUUCAAAUUUCUCAUUCGAUUUUUCUAUCUUGCUAUUGUUUGUUCUAUCUCUUUCAUUAUUACCUUAGGCCUACCAUGUUUUUAGGUUAUUCAAAUAAAACGUAACUUUCUGAGCUAGAACUCCGUAAGAUUCAUUCAUUGUUUGAUCAUGAAAUAGCACGGUGGGAGAAAUCCAGCAUGCAUUAAACUGAAAGAGUGCCUUAAUAGGCCAAGUCAUAUUCAUAUCAAAUGGAGAGAAAAUAGAAAAUUAGACUUUUAAAACAAUAAGAUACCAGAGUGUCCACUAUACAAAUAGACGUCGGCUAUUGUCCCAGAUCAUCUGACAUUCGAGAGAGAAAAAAACUAAAAUAUAUUUUCUGACCGGACAUUUUGCGCUGCUUUGGUGAAACUCUUAGCUCUGUCUACAUUGUUAUCUUGCAUUCUGUAAAUAUAACAUAUUUAUUGAAAUGGGCUAUAGCCAAUAGCAAUAUAGACAACUUUCUCAGAAUGUCACCCAUGCAAUUCCCUGCUGGCUCUACGUGACUCUGCUCUUUACUGCGCGGCGGCAGUCAAGUUUAAAUAGGCUUGGUAUCGUCUGUCACAUCACGAUGUCGUCACCAUCGACGACGGCUGUCAAUCAUUACAUUUACAUUUACGUCAUUUAGCAGACGCUCUUAUCCAGAGCGACUUACAGGAGCAAUUAGGGUUAAGUGCCUUGCUCAAGGGCACAUCGACAGAUUUUUCACCUAGUUGGCUCGGGGAUUAGAACCAGCGACCUUUCGGUUACUGGCACAACGCUCUUAACCACUAAGCUACCUGCCGCCCCCAAUCAUCCUCGAUAGAGGAUACUAUCGUAAUAUCGCCCAUUCCUAAAGCCAUUUUGUGAUUUAGGUUUUAUAAUCUGCUAAAUAUGUUCUGUUUUAAUUUCAAAAUGUCUAACCCUCCUUCCCCUCUCCUAUCCCCCCCUCUUCUCUCCUCCUCCCGCCCCCCUCCCUUCCUCCUCUACAGCGGGUGUUGCCCCAGGAGCAGGGGGUCUGUCUGGGCCGAUGCAGGUGGUGGACUCCCCUCUCCUCCGUCAGCAGGUGGAGACACAGAGACUGGGCAUCAAACACCUGAAGAACGAGAACAACAGACUCAAGGUCAGAACACUGCAGGGAACUGACUCCUGUGUGUCACUUUUAGUGCCAUCUUCUCCAUUCUGUCCUAAUCAAAAUAUGGAUUCAUUCUUUCUCUAUUAUAAUAAUAAUAAUAUGCCAUUUAGCAGACGCUUUUAUCCAAAGCGACUUACAGUCAUGCGUGCAUACAUUUUUGUGUAUGGGUGGUCCCGGGGAUCGAACCCACUACCUUGGCGUUACAAGCGCCGUGCUCUACCAGCUGAGCUACCAGUAAUGUGAACUGUAUUUUUGCAGAUCAUUGAAGUCUGUUGUAUGCUUCUCUUGAUGUAGUUCAUUGAACAGUCUAUUUAUCAUGAAUGUAUAUUCAUUAGUAGUUAAUUGAAAGUAGUCAGUUCCUUUAUGUAUGUACACUUCUGACUGUAGUUAGCUCUGUGUUGAUGACUGUGUCUCUGUAUAUCUUCUCUCUCCUCCAGGCAGAGAAGAUGAGAGCCCAGCUAGCCUCCCUCCCUCCCCUCCACGUCCCCAAGCUUCCUCUGAGAGAGGCCUCCUCCUCUCCCCCUGCUGAGGGGCCUCUCCACGGGGCUCUCUACAGGAAGACAGACCAGCUCCUGGGGACCCUGCUCAAGAUGAGCGCCGCCGUUAAGGUGGUCGACAUCACCGGGAAGACUCCAGGUGGGAGGGAUGUCGGUGUGUUUGUUUUUGUGUGACAGGAAGACACCAGGUCUGUGUGUGUGUGUGUGUCUGAAGGGUUUUGAGUGUGUAGCGUCGUUUAUAUUAUGUGUUUUUCAGUACGUUUGUAUUUGAGUUGGUACAUAUUAGAUUUCUUAUCUCUUUCUCUCCUACAGUGAGUGCGAGUGCUCAGCUCCUGGACCAGACAGCUCGACUGCAGUCUCUGAGCAACGCUCUGGACAAACUGAAGGUGACCUGAAUUUAUAUGAUCAACCCUAGUAAUAAUCAUAAUAUUUCUCUACACCACAUAGACAGACUUGUACACUAAUCUCUCUAUCAUGGAAAUGGACACGACAACAAAUCUCUUUCCCUCAGGGUGAAGUGUCAGAGCAUGUGGUUUCUCAGCAUCCUGGGGCGAAGAUCUCCUCUGACUUUGCCACCUUCCCCAUUUCCUCCUUCGUCAAGGUAACGCACACACACACAUCAGUCUUAAUAGGCACUCAAACACAUACAAUGCAACAGAUAUCUGGUUUAGGCAUCAGACUGUAUUUGUUGUCCUUUGACCUCCUUUUCUCUCUUGUCCUUUCAGGCGAAGGAGGAGAAGCAGGGGGGUACGGUGUUCGUAGGGCGCGUGGCCAUCCCAUGUGCCAAGGGCCAGGAGCAGGUGCACCGUCUCGUCCUAUCACAGCAGCACCUGCAGCAAGUGCACCGCCUCCUCAUGACCUAA
Coregonus sp. 'balchen' is the source of this 24923-nucleotide messenger RNA. Lineage: Eukaryota; Metazoa; Chordata; Actinopteri; Salmoniformes; Salmonidae. The record is from the annotation of a GenBank genome assembly.